AUGCGUACCCUCGUCUUCCUGACAGCAUUGUCCUUUCUGCUCGUCUUGUCUCGUACUCAAGCCGACAGACCUGAUACUAGUAUUCUUCUUGCUAAGAGCAAUAUUGCGAAGAAUCAAGCUCGACUUCGCUCGUUGUCUCAGAUAUCCCACCCUAAGCUUCAGCCGAUAAGAGCCUAUACACUGCGUUCUGCUGAUGUUGUUGGAGUUCAAGUUCGAGAGGGCCUGACGGGUGACGAAUGCUCUCCGGACCUAGACUGUGUCGGAUCAAGAGAAUGCAUUGAUAUAGAAGAUGGAGAAUCUUUCCCAUGUUCAAACGAAAGUGACUAUUGCUUCUGCUUCCCGGAAGAGGGAUCCGAAAGCUGCGAAUACAGUUAUGAAUGUGUAGAAGGGGAAGUAUGCGCUUCCAUUGACACCGGGAACCCAAUGUGCGCUAGCAAGGCCUUCGUCACCGAAAGGUCCGAUGCCGCUCAAACCGAUGGCCUCACCUUCGAUGCGUGUAAAGCUUCUUAUCAGUGUAUUGCCCCGCGCAUAUGUGAGGCUGUGCUGGAUAAUGAUGAGCUCAAGGAAUGUAACUAUAAUCAUGACAAGCUCUGCAACUGCUUUGCAACGGAACUGACCAGGUGUGAAACAAGCGCCGAUUGUGCGGAUAGGGGAGAAAUAUGUGCGGAAAGAACUGAUAGGGAAUUAGGAUAUUUUCUUUGCAUCUCAAGGGAUAGCGUAGGACGGCUGUCAUUUUGGAGCCCAGCCUCAACCGAGAAUCCUGCAAUUCCCUCCCCAGAGCCUAGUACUGAACCGAAUUCAUCGCCUUCCGCUACUCCCACGGGCCAGAGAUUGCAAAACUGUAAGUAUAGUUACGAGUGCACAGAAGGGGAAGUUUGCGCUUCCACUGACGGACAGGAACCAAUCUGCAGAAGUGAGACCUUCGUUGGCGAAGAUACGGCUACCGUUCAAACGGAUGGACUCACCUGGGAUGAUUGUGAAACGUCUUCUCAGUGUAUUGCCCCGCGCAUGUGCGAGAUUUUUCUGGACAAUGACGAGCUCAAAGAAUGUAACUAUAAUCAUGACGAGCUCUGUCAUUGCUUUGCAUUGCCACUGACCGAGUGUGAAACAAACGCCGAUUGUCCGGAUAGGGGAGAAAUAUGUGCGGAAAGAACUGAUAACGAAUUAGAAUCGUUCCUCUGCGUCUCAGAAGAUAGUGUACGAAGGCUGUCAUUUUGGAGACCAGCUCCUACUGUUACGGAAUCGACUUCACCGGCUCCAACCAGUGCGAUCAGUAUACCAUCACCAAGGCCAGUCGGCACGUUGCCGCCACAGUCGGAUUGUAUCGAUGUAAGAGCUCUGUCACAUCUCAGGGAAGAGGAUCUCGUCUUCAAAACUCAUUUCGUGGCACCGGUUCUAUGCGAUUCGAACGAUAGUUGCGCGACUCCAGCGCACGUCGUGAUGCAUGACGGAAGGCCGAUGAUGAUGAGAAGCUACUGCGCAACUGUGGGAUGUACAAAGAAAAACAUGUACGUGAACAGCCCCAAGUAUUAUCGCAGGCUUUUUGUCAAGUCUAAGACGCCGGGGCUACACUUUACUGUUUUUGCGGCAAGGUAUGGGACUCGCCUUGAAGAGGUUGUGAUUUCGUCUGUAUUGCGACUUGGCUUCUAGACGAGAAAGAAUGUUCAGGUAUUGUAUGUAGUGGAGCGAAUGGGUCGAUCCGGACGUGGUGUGAGUUUAUCAAGAACGCAAGGUACAUUAUCGAGUUACGCAUGGAAAUAUGUUGACGUGAAAGACGUCAAAGUUGAGGUAAAGGCGUGAGGCGUGUGAGAUCUACGGGAGGACAGCACCAGACAUCCUGCUGUCGUGUAUGAAACGACGAGUCGGGCUCUCGGAGUGGUUGGAAAGGAAUGUUUAGAUCACCGUAUUGUGAUGAUGGCAUCUUGUAAUGGGCGGAGUAUCGUGGCAGUACAGUACUCGAAAUUUGUAGCCCAGUAAAUCAACAUACCGUACCUUCGAAGGUACGGUAUUGCGCAA
Molecule: messenger RNA, 2016 nt
Organism: Chondrus crispus (carragheen)
Lineage: Eukaryota; Rhodophyta; Florideophyceae; Gigartinales; Gigartinaceae
Exons: 2
Coding region: 1-1650 (549 amino acids)
Source: RefSeq, a predicted model, not a curated record